Aspergillus fijiensis CBS 313.89 is the source of this 626-nucleotide messenger RNA. RefSeq lists its product as uncharacterized. The record is from RefSeq and is a predicted model, not a curated record. Lineage: Eukaryota; Fungi; Ascomycota; Eurotiomycetes; Eurotiales; Aspergillaceae. The transcript has a single exon. The coding region runs from base 117 to 455 and encodes 112 amino acids.
GAAAGCAGAAUACAGUCUCAACUUCCAGAGAGCGACUGAAUGCAAGUCAACUCAACCACGCCAAACGCAACGCCAGAACAGCCAGGGGACGAGAGAGAAAGGAUUAGUAAAAAAUCAUGUUUCCUAACUUGAUAAGAAGUUUACAGCGGAUACGCUGGGAAAGCAAAGCCUGUGACCGUCCGUCCGAAACUCCCACGCACGAACAUGCAAAGCUCCAGAGUGGCAGGCCAAUGCGAGGCCGCGAAUACUGGGACCGAAUGCUUGAGCGCAUCGACUUCUUGGGCCGGCGACGUAAGUGGAGGCUGCCAAGCAUCGCCAACGUACCUAAUCACUGCCGAGACAGGAUCCACUACUGCUUGGUCGUACGUAUGUCGGUCAUGGUUUAUUGCGUUCUUGCAGCUGGUGGGUGGGAUCAGGAUUUGUCGGGUUCUCUUCGAAGAGCAUCGACGAUAUGAUUCAUAAGAUUGAAUGCAUCUUCGUUGCGCAUCGACCGAUCACCUCCGCAGAGCCAUUUUUAGGUGUGAUAGUCAAGCAUCAUCCACGUUGAAGAUCUUCCUUCCUGGACCAAAGAAGCAGAAAGGCUCGUGGAGGAGGGUUUGUCAAGACGAGUCUCAGGAGAAGCCCUC